Messenger RNA from Ylistrum balloti, 552 nucleotides. RefSeq names its product MAM and LDL-receptor class A domain-containing protein 1-like. The record is from RefSeq and is a predicted model, not a curated record. The transcript is spliced from 3 exons. Bases 1 to 552 code for a protein of 183 amino acids. NCBI's taxonomy places the organism in Eukaryota, Metazoa, Mollusca, Bivalvia, Pectinida, Pectinidae. Gene Ontology annotation, cellular component: membrane.
AUGGGGAAUUUUUUCUUGAGAUGGACAUUUUUCUACUUUGUAUAUCUAGAAUCCAUUAUGUCAAUAUUCCGGAUAACAGAGGCAAUACCUUUAACAAAACCAGGAUCUUCUGAUGUCCGGAUUCUUUCUAACAGCAGUUGUUCUGAUGUGAAUGUGUUACUCCUGAGUCAGAGCUGUAACUUUAACACGAACUACUGUACCUACAGUCAUCCUACAAGUUACAAUUCUAUACGGUGGAUGAGAAAAAAUGAGAAAUCACUCGUGGGCGUGGAUUCUCUUCACGACGGUGGAUCGUUUCUAUAUCCAUAUAUGCUUGGUAAACCAAGUGGUGCUAGUUCCUCCGUCAACACGACUACAAUCAGUGGAGGGACUGUGUGUAUCCAGUUCUGGUACGUAAUGGCGUAUUCAGCCUCUAAUCUAGAAGUCCUAGUGGAUACCCAUGGGGAUGAAACAUCGGUAAUGAAACUGACUGGUGGACAUGGACAUCAGUGGAGGAAGGCAACAAUAGCAGUUUCAAGUCAGGCCCCAUUUAAGGUAUUUAUUGCAAAAUGA